CCGCAGUCUUCCUCCAGAGUCCCUCCAGCUCCAGCGAUUUUCUGUGGAAUCACUCUGACAUCUCCUGUCGUUCGCCCUAAGGAUGGAACUGCCGAAUAUUCUACUCUGUGCUGCUGCCAUCGCCUGCACGGUGAAAGUUUCACAUCAAGGGCCAAACCAGCGCCGACUGUACCAGGACCUGAUGAAAGGCUACAACCCACUGGAGAGACCAGUCUUCAAUGACUCGCAGGCUCUCGCUGUUCAGUUUGGCUUAACCCUCAUGCAGAUCAUGGAUGUGGAUGAGAAGAACCAGGUUUUAACAACCAACAUUUGGCUACGGAUGUACUGGAAUGAUUAUUACCUCCAGUGGAACACAGCAGAGUAUCCAGGUGUGACCGAUGUCAGAUUUCCUGACCAUCUCAUUUGGAAGCCAGACAUUCUGCUCUAUAACAGCGCAGAUGAAAGGUUUGAUGCUGCGGUUCACACCAAUAUCGUGGUCAACUCCUCGGGCAACUGUACCUACUUGCCCCCAGGGAUCUUCAAAAGCACCUGCCACAUUGAUGUGCGCUGGUUCCCCUUUGAUGUGCAGAGAUGUGACCUGAAGUUUGGCUCCUGGACGUACGAAGGGUGGUCUCUGGACUUAAAGAUGUUGGAGGCAGAUACCACCGACUACAUCGCCAACGGAGAGUGGGAUCUUGUCGAGUUCCCGGGGCGAAAGAACGAGCGCUUCUACGAGUGCUGUGAAGAACCGUAUACUGACAUCACCUUCACUUUGGUGAUGCGCAGACGGACCCUCUACUACGGUCUCAAUCUGCUCAUCCCAUGCGUCCUGAUCUCCACUCUGGCCCUGCUUGUCUUCCUCCUACCGGCUGACUCCGGGGAGAAGAUCUCACUGGGCAUUACCGUCCUGCUGUCCCUGACCGUCUUCAUGCUGCUGGUUGCAGAGAUUAUGCCCGCCACAUCAGACUCGGUGCCUUUAAUAGCUCAGUACUUCGCCACUACCAUGGUCAUCGUCGGCCUCUCUGUAAUUGCCACAGUUGUGGUCUUACAAUAUCACCACCAUGACCCUCAUGGAGGCAAGAUGCCAAAGUGGACCCGUGUGAUCCUUCUGAACUGGUGCGCUUGGUUCCUGCGCAUGAGGCGUCCCGGCGAGGAGCGCGUGCGUUCGGCCUGUCACAACAAAGCUCGACGGAGCAGCCUCACCAGCAUGGACCUCAACGCCAGCGCCUCGGCCUCCCAGUCCAACAACGGCAACAUGCUCUACGUUGGCCUCCGCGGCCUGGAGAGCAUUCAGUACUCCGCCGCCGCCACCUCGCCCGACUCCGGGGUCCUCAGCGGGCGGCUGGUUGCGCGUGCAGGUGAGGACGAGUUGCUCCUCUCCCCAGGUAACAGCUCCUCAGUGGGACAUGUAGAAGCAGAGCUGGCCAAGAUCCUGGACGAGGUGCGCUUCAUUGCCAAGCGGUUUCGCGACCACGACGAGGACGACUCGGUGUGCAACGAGUGGAAGUUUGCGGCGUCGGUUAUCGACAGGCUGUGCCUCAUGGCCUUCUCGGUCUUCACCAUCCUCUGCACCAUUGGGAUCCUCAUGUCUGCACCCAACUUUGUAGAGGCCAUUUCCAAAGACUUUUUUUCCUGAGGACGUAAAUAAAUGAGGGAGUAUAUGCUUUAACAAUACUAAAAAAACUUACACCACUCUUCUCUUAGAGUAACCAUACAUAAACCAAUCUGGACACAGUUACGCCUGAGACUUAUAUAUCACCUAAUACUUAGCUAAAGUCAGAUUCAUGACAUGUCCAGAUAAAAAGUAUGCAUAAAUAGUUGAAUUUGUAUGUUACAUUAUAUUAAAUGGUCUUUUCCUUUUACCUCACAUCCCAGUAUACUGGAGAAGAACUAACUGAUCUUCUUGAACUCGUUUGUGUAAAUGGUGUCAUUUGCAGACUUACAAAGAAUGCAACUGUGGUUUGUUAUGUGGUAAUAUAUGUGUGUUAUUGUCCUAUUGUAACUUUUCCCAUAUACAGCUACAGUAUCUUGUAUUGAAAUGUAUUUGUUGUACGACACACAUACUCAUAAACAAUUAUAUGAAACUGUUGUUUGCCUUUCUAUAAAUACAAUUUACUGUUCAACAUAAACCAAACAUCUCAAUUUACCGAUGCUCCUACUUGAUUUUACUUAUUGCUAUCUCUUUAUUUCUGUAUUGUAACAUCUGUAAUAGUUUUUUUUUUUCUUUUUUUAUGUCAAUUAAUUUCCACUUGUUUGGUUUACUACUACUGCAUUUUUGUUUGGUUUCUCUUUUCCAUUUCAUACAUUUUGCAAAUAAAUGUACUCUUUGUAUUUGAAAAUAAUAAUAAUAAUAAUAAUAAUAAUAAUAAAAAGCAUUUUAAAAUGUA
Mugil cephalus (flathead mullet) is the source of this 2366-nucleotide messenger RNA. RefSeq names its product cholinergic receptor, nicotinic, alpha 7a (neuronal) (gene chrna7a). The coding region runs from base 83 to 1615 and encodes 510 amino acids. Lineage: Eukaryota; Metazoa; Chordata; Actinopteri; Mugiliformes; Mugilidae. Gene Ontology annotation, cellular component: synapse; neuron projection; postsynaptic membrane. The transcript is spliced from 10 exons. Gene Ontology annotation, biological process: nervous system process; regulation of membrane potential; monoatomic ion transmembrane transport. Gene Ontology annotation, molecular function: acetylcholine-gated monoatomic cation-selective channel activity; transmembrane signaling receptor activity. The record is from RefSeq and is a predicted model, not a curated record.